Messenger RNA from Tympanuchus pallidicinctus (lesser prairie-chicken), 4255 nucleotides. It is a transcript of the gene MAP7, whose product is annotated as microtubule associated protein 7. The coding region runs from base 172 to 2463 and encodes 763 amino acids. The transcript has 18 exons. The record is from RefSeq and is a predicted model, not a curated record. Lineage: Eukaryota; Metazoa; Chordata; Aves; Galliformes; Phasianidae. Gene Ontology annotation, biological process: microtubule cytoskeleton organization. Gene Ontology annotation, cellular component: microtubule cytoskeleton.
UGGAUGCUGCGUCGGUCAGCUGUUUGCGUCCCGCUUAUCCAUAGGGGAUCUGCUACCGGCGCUCAAAUGAGCAGGCGGCGUCGCAGCUAGCUGCUGUGCAGCGGCUGCCGGUGCUCGCCCUGUUUUUAUUUUAUUUUUUAUUUUUUUAAAUAAGAAGGAGACGACAACAGCAUGCCCGGUGCGACUACUGUCCUUCGUCAAGAGAGGCUGAAGAAGACAAGUGCCAGGCCCAGCCCUCUGGGUUUGUUCACCAUCACCGAAGAGGAUGAGCAGCAAAAGAACGGCAAUUCCAAAAGACCGAGAGCAGCUGAAGGUUCUAAAGUACAAGACAAGAAAGUCACUUCAGGACAAAGCAAUACCGGAACUAAACCAGACCACCCACCAAUACUGAAGGUUGAUGACAGGCAACGGCUUGCUAGAGAAAGGAGAGAAGAACGAGAAAAACAACUAGCUGCAAGAGAAACCGUCUGGUUAGAAAGAGAAGAGAGAGCACGGCAGCAUUAUGAAAAACACCUAGAGGAGCGCAAAAAGAAGCUAGAAGAACAGCGAUUAAAGGAAGAGAGAAGACGAGCUGCUGUAGAAGAAAAGCGAAGGCAAAGAAUAGAAGAAGAUAAGGAACGACAUGAAGCUGUUGUACGUCGCACAAUUGAAAGAAGCCAGAAGCCAAAACAAAAGCAAAACAGGUGGUCCUGGGGAGGAGCGCUACAUAGCCGCAUUAAUAACACAGAUCCAGACAGGCGAUCUGUUUCAACAAUGAACCUUUCGAAACAUGUUGAUCCAGUCAUUAACAAGCGGCUCUCCUCCUCAUCUGCAACAUUACUAAAUUCUUCAGACAGAGCUCGCCGUCUGCAGCUCAGUCCAUGGGAGAGCAACAUCGUUAGCAGGCUCCUGACGCCCACACACUCAUUCCUGGCCAGAAGUAAAAGCACGGCUGCAUUGUCUGGAGAUGCAGUUAUCCCCAUUUGUCCCCGUUCAGCAUCUUGCAGCCCCAUCAGCCCUCUGUCCUACAAGACCAUGAGCUGUAGGAAUUCAGCAGACCGAGCAAAACUUUUUGCAUCUACUGAUGCUGUUGGACGUAGAAGAACGCAUCUGGCAGGGACUGACAAAAAAGAAAAGGAGAGAGACCAUUUGUCAUCCAACUUCUCAGCCAACUUGAAAGGAGGUCAUUUUUCUUCCAAUCCCAAAGCUAGAUCUCCAGCUCCCUCUCCAGUUUGGCAUGCAUCAAAGUCUUUGCCUUCUUUGGCUGGCACGCUCAAGCAGAUAACUUCCCCACCUGGUUCCUCCAAAGUUCCUUCUACUCAGGCACGUCCUCCUUCUCCUGGCAAUAUCCGGCCUGUAAAAAAAGAUAUCAAACCUGAGAAUGAAAAGAAAAGACCAGAAAAGGAGGCUGAAAAGACCAACGAGGAGAGGACAGAAGAGAGUAAAGAAACAUCAGCAGGUGCUGGAGAGUUUGCAAAUCAGGAAGAGCUUGCUGUCCAGGAAGAUGUUGCUCAAGCAGCCAGCCCAUCCCUACCUCCUCCUCCCCCAGCACUUUCUCCACCCCCAGCCCCUGUGAAGACCUCUGCAGGUACAACAGAUCCUGAGGAAGCAACAAGGCUGCUGUCAGAGAAGAGGCGCCUCGCUCGUGAGCAGCGGGAACGAGAGGAGCAAGAAAGGAGGGAGAGAGAAGAGCUUGAAAGGCAAAAGAAGGAAGAGCUGUCCCAGAGGAUAGCUGAAGAAAGAGCUCGCCGAGAAGAAGAAGAAGCUCGCAGACAGGAAGCUGAAAAAAAACGAAAAGAAGCAGAGGAGGAGAGGGAAAAGGAAGAACGGCUGCGUCGACAGGCAGAAGAGAGAGAACAGAAGGAGAGAGAAGAGAUGGAGCGCAUUCAGAAACAAAAAGAAGAGGAAGCUCGCCUACGGGAAGAGGCAGAGAGGAUUCGAUUAGAACGUGAAAAGCAUUUCCAAAGAGAAGAGCAAGAGCGCUUGGAAAGGAAGAAGAGACUUGAGGAGAUCAUGAAGAGAACUAGGCGUGUAGAAGCUGUAGAUAAGAAACCCAAUGACCAGCAGAAUGGACAUAUAUCAAAGGCAAAUAAUUCUGGAGAAGCAGUCAUAACCAGUCCUACAUCUCCCAUGGAACCUUCAGGAGGACCUCAGCUUCAGCAUGCAACACAGUCUCCAAACAGCGGGAAACCCGUAUCCUGCACACACAUGAUUGUUUCACAUCAACCCCCCGUAACUAUGGACAGCAAUCUCAACCCAGAGAAAAAUACAGAGGAAAAUGGAAUGUCUGUGCAGAACGAUAACUUCGAAGAGAUCAUAAAUCUACCUAUUGGUUCUAAACCAUCCCGCCUGGAUGCCCUGAACAACGAUGGAAGCGACAGUCCCGGAAUUCCUCUGAAUCCAAUUUUAGCUUUUGAAGAUAAGGGGACUCUUUUGCCUCAGGUAGACAGUGUUCAAACACAUCAAACAGCAGAAGUGAUCUGAUUAUUUCUUCUGAAGAACCAAAGGUGACAAAAACAUCUCUGCAGUCAGUGGGAGUUUCUUCCAUGCAAUGAAGGAGUGUUUUAUUUUUCUCUCCAGGUUUUUUAAAGAUUUCUUGAACAUCUUUUUUCUUUUUGGAAGGACUUUAGUAAAACCAGCAGAAGAAAUGAUGGACAUAGACUUGGAUCGCCUUUCUAAUAGUUUUCAUCACUAGAAAAAUCAUGCUUCACAUGCAUUACUUAAUAUGGCUUUUUCCAAUGAGCUUUUUCUGUUAGUAAAUGGAUAUUUCUGCAUUCCUGAGAACACAAGACACUGGAAUCUGAAAGCAAUGAUUCGGGUGGUGGGGCUUUCUCUUUUUUUUUUCUUCUUUUUUCAGGUGGGUGUUGGUUUAAAAGGCAUAAUUGUAAAAUUGGCAAAGAAUCUUUUACACUUUGUGGUUCUGAUACUUGAAAAUUAAAUACCUCAUUGCUCUAUGAGUAGAGUUAAUGAGGUGUUUUAUUUAAACCUGUUGGUUUAAAUAUUAUUGCAGAGAACUCUAAUUAUGGGGGCAGAGCAUCGGCUUCUGUAUCAGGUUCUUGUAAAUGUAAUUCCUACAGGGACGUUCUGUAAAUUGAGAUGUCACUAUGAUCUUCUCACAUUUUCUCUAAAAACACAAAACGAGGCAGGUUUUAAAAUGUGAAAAUUUGAAAGCAUUAUUUUUUCAUGGACAAGAGGAAAACCUAUCGUUCUCCUAGAUGAUGUAUUUAUGAAUUUUGUUCAGUACAGAAAUAAAUUGUUUAAUUGAAUAAAUUAGAAAAAUGUAAUAAAAUGGUACUGCAAACUUGAUUAUUUUUUGUUACAUUCACGUUCACAGUACUAUAAAAGAUGUGCACAGGGAGUAACCUUGUUCUGAGUCCUGUAAAUUGCUGCUGUUCCCAAUGAUGGAAGACUUUUCCUUUGCCUUAUCAGACGAUUGAAGACUGUGUGAAACCUGAAAUAGUUGAUUUUUUUGAUGAUAAAGCAGGUUUGGGGAAUUUUUUGGUUUUGCUCGUUUCAGAGCAAAUGGAAAAUGGUCAUUGUUUGUGCUUUGUAUGUAGCGUGUGAUUUUUAUAAUGCACUACAGUUUGAGUGAUAAGAGGAGCAACGCAGGUUGCUUUCUCUUUAGUUUCAUGCUGAUUUCUACCAUCAUUAUGCCAUCCCUCACUUUCAGUUGUUGUUGAGCAGAACAGUAACAUUGUGCACCUUUCUAUGCUGUGAUAAACCGUGCUGUUGCAGGCAGAACUCACGGGGUGUUUGAGUUGGAAACAGCAACCGGGGCUUCAUGCGUUGUUUGUUGAAGUCCCUGAGUAGAUCCAUAGCAGUGGAAAUGGGGUUUACGGGGUUUCGGUUCGUGCUGACAGAGAAUGGCCACUCAGAUUCCUGCACCUGCCUUUAGUGAGCACUGAGCUCGGUUAUAGGAAGCUGUGCAGAAAGUCUGUGCUUGCAGAAGAAAUCUUCUGAGCCAAAAGCGGAAGAGUUCUUGAAGAAAUGACUUUCUGCUGCUGCCAAGCGUUCAUCCUACACAGGAGAUGGGAUAAAAGCAAUGGAAAAGCAAAGAAAAAGAGACUUAUCUGCCAGAAUGCGUGGAAGCUAUUCAGUCUAUUCAGUCAGAAUGCUUUCAAUAAUAGUUCGUGACACAGUAAAAUUAAUUGGAUUCCAUACUCACUUUCUUUAAUUUUCCAUGUACAUAGCCACAAUAUUUUAAAGUGUCCAAAAUAUGUAGUUUUCCUUUAAACCUUUAUAGCAUGUGAGUACCAAAUAAAACUUGUUUGAAAUA